Molecule: messenger RNA, 957 nt
Organism: Glycine soja
Lineage: Eukaryota; Viridiplantae; Streptophyta; Magnoliopsida; Fabales; Fabaceae
Product: protein MAIN-LIKE 1-like
Exons: 4
Coding region: 1-957 (318 amino acids)
Biological process (GO): meristem development; meristem maintenance
Source: RefSeq, a predicted model, not a curated record
AUGAUUCAGAUGAUGCUCCCCCAGCGGCGAAGGCCUACGGCAUCGGCACGUAGGCAACAGGAAGUUGCCCCUGUUGCCAAGGAUGACCCUGUGGUACCUGCAGACAUACAUGCACCUAGUGUCGAGGAUGACCCUGUUGUAGCUGCAGAUGUACAUGCAGCUGGUGUAGACGCUGCUAAUGAUGCUGAGGGAUUUCCAGGUGAGCCGCGUGACCCAUCAGUGCUUAUCGAGUAUGCUGACCAUGUUGCAGUCAGCGUAUGGAACGAAGAGAAAUUAGGUAGGCCUGCUCCUGAAAUUGAAGGGCUAAUUACUGCCACAGGACUAAGUCCUUUGAUUGCGUUUUCAGUAGAUACUGGCGAUCGGGGACUUAUAUCCUCGUUCGUGGAGAGGUGGCACAGGGAGACUAGCAGUUUCCAUCUUCUCAUGGGGAAGUUUAGCAUCACCCUGGAUGAUGUGAUGUCUCUGCUUCAUCUUCCCAUUAUUGGCACCUUCCAUACCUUCGAGCCUCUGCACAUCAACGAGGCGGUGUUGAUGUUGGUUGAGUUACUAGAAGUCUCCAGAGAGGCAGCUAGGGCUGAGACAGCAUAUUGUCAUGGACCAUACAGUGCAACCCAUGUUCAUGUUGUCUUCUUAGACGCUUUGCGUGACUUGAGUCAGAGUGGGAGCUAUGCAUGGGGAGCAGCUGCAUUGGUGCAUAUGUACGAUCAUUUGAAUGAUGCUUGUAGGAGCAGCAUCCGACAGCUUGCUGGUUACAUCACUCUCUUACAGCACUUUUCGUCAGUUGCGAAGUGUAUGGCUGAUCCGGACUAUGAUGAGGUGUCACCACAUGCAUGUCGAUGGAUUACUAUGAAGGCGAUUGUGAAGUCCAUAUUUACAGCAACGUACAGGCAGCAUCUUGAUCGACUCAGGAUUCCUGAUGUCCGUUGGAUGCCUUAUGGGGAGCACCGACCCUUUUGA